CCUCAGCACGUGUCUCUAAACCUUAUCUGUCCAAUCCCAUUCAGUAGCAUGAAGGGGCACAUGACUAAUAGUUCGAUAACAGCUUACUGUCUUCAUAAUUUUCACUAGGAACUGAGUUCGAGUUUCGAUUCACAUCAGAAUAAUAACAUAGAUUGGUUUGUGCAUUUGGUAUUUGUUUUUUUGUGAUAUUUUUCUCUUAGGGCGUGUCAAAUGGUAAAGCUGUUGAUUUGUUGGAAUUUAGGGUUUAUGAUUUGUUGAUUAAAUUUUGUGAUGGACCUCUUUUCCUCUCUCUGUUUGUGCAUUUGUCUUAAUUAAAUUUGUUUCUUAAAAAAAAAAUAAAAUGGUCUGUUUGAUUAAUUGAUAUGACAGUUUGCUUUGAUUAAUUCAUGUGUAUGACAGAAAAGGUUGGGAGCUGCUUUUGGAGCCUCAUUUAUUUGGCCUGCGAGCUUGAUUUACUUCUCCAGGUCAAGAUCUCCAUCAAAGAGAAGAAAAGUCAUGAAGAAAUUGCAAAACAAAACCUGCCCAAUUAAACAGCAUGCUACUCAAAACUAUCUAAAUUUUGCUAUUUUGAUAACUGCUUCCCACUAUUAACAUCUCAAUGUAUAUACAAACAUGCCUACUAUUUUAACAUAACAAGCAGCCUGUAAAAUAUGUUAUUACUUUCUUUUUUGCAACUUAUACUUCCUUAGUUAAGCACAAUGCUACAAAUUAAAUCUCAUUGUAUAUAUAAACAAUCUUAUUUUGUCUACGUAAUUUCAAAACCCGCAGCAUCAUGCGGGCUUUUUUGCUAGUCCUAAUGAAGAGAGGAAAACAUUUAAUUUAAUUAUUUAAAAUAUCUAAAACUUAGCCCUUUUUGACUAGGAUUGAUGCUCCUGCAUCACUAUAGAAUUGGUCUUCACUGGUUUUUAUUGUGUUAUAGGUUUUUUAACAUUCUCUUCUUAACAAUCUCCAAAAUCAACAAAUGCUGACACCAUUCAAAUAAGUGAAAUAAAAGAAGGUGAUGUGAGUUAUAAGCCUUGACAAUCUGGGAGAAAUCUACUGUGCUCUGCUCAUUAUCCUAAGCACUUGCUUCAUUUUAAUUUUUGUUCAUUUCAUUAUGAUGCUUUGAUGUCCAUAUCUUGUGUGGUGGUUCUGACAGAGAAUGGAAAGAACAGAGACUAUAGAUAAUUUCAAAGUUGGAUCUCUGCCGACUUUAAUUUACAUUCCUGACUUCAUUACGGAUAAUGAACAAACCAUGCUUCUAAAUAAGAUAUAUGAAGCCCCUGUAUCGAAGUGGAAAUCUUUAAAGAAUAGGAGGCUACAAAACUGGGGCGGUACUGUCCAUGAAAAGGGUCUUCUACCACAGGAUUUGCCCUCAUGGCUAACCAAGAUUACAUACAAGAUAUAUGAAGAAUCAGGGCUUUUUCCAUUGCCAAUUAAUCAUGUCCUUAUCAAUGAAUACCUUCCUAACCAAGGCAUAAUGGCACACCAGGAUGGGCCUGCUUAUUAUCCAGUUGUAGCGAUCUUGUCCCUCAGGUCACCUGUUGUUAUGGACUUUACUCCCCAUUCAAGACUGACAUUGUGUAAAAGCACAUGCACAAAUGAUGUUGAGGAUACAAAUUCUGAUAGGGGAGUUAUUAAGAUUGAUACAGAUAAGUCAAUGGAUGAACACCAUCCUUUUCCUGUCAUAUUAAUGCCGCGCAGCUUGAUGAUAUUCAAAGAUAAAGCAUACUCGGAUUACUUGCAUGCUAUCAAAGACAGUGAGGUACAAUGUUAUGAUGGGGCUGUAAACGAAGUAGAAGCUCUACAUGGGCAAGUUAUGAAUCAUGCUUCGUCACAAUUGGAUGGCGCUGUUGAUGUAAUGAAAACUGGGGACCUCAAGAGUAUUCAUAGAACUACCCCUAGAAUUUCAUUGACAUGUCGAUUAGUUCCGAAAGUUCAUAAAAAUGUGUUCAGGUUUUAGUCUGUGUCAAGUCUAAUCUAUCUGGAGGUUUUUCACCUGUAAGAGCUUCAGACGAUGACCUAAUUUGAUGCGGGUGGUAUUCACAGAGAUGUGAGAUGUAUUAUGGAUGAUUUAACAAACUUUGCCAUACUACAUAAAAAUAGAGCGAAUUCAUUUCUUUCACCAAUGAUCAA
Prunus dulcis (almond) is the source of this 2115-nucleotide messenger RNA. Its product is annotated as alpha-ketoglutarate-dependent dioxygenase alkB homolog 6-like. The transcript is spliced from 8 exons. The record is from RefSeq and is a predicted model, not a curated record. NCBI's taxonomy places the organism in Eukaryota, Viridiplantae, Streptophyta, Magnoliopsida, Rosales, Rosaceae. Bases 1142 to 1942 code for a protein of 266 amino acids.